AUGAUCCGGUGUAGAAAUAGAAUCAGAACACCACCAACAUCAUCAUCAUCAUCAAUGAUAUUUAAAGCUGAUCAUUAUUCAUGUGGAUUGUUGAACUUGUCUGAUAUAAGUUCGGAAUAUCUGAAGAAAGCUGAAGCUGAACUUGUUGUCAUUAAACGUUAUUUACUGAAUUAUGGUUCAGGAGAAAUUGGCUACUACAAUGAAGAAAUAACAAAACUUAAAAAUGAAUUAACCAAAGAAAGUCUCGAUGAAGUUUGGGAAAUAAACGAAUAUAUCAACUGCAAAAGUAAACGUGAGGCUGCUGAUGCAGCUCUUAUUUCUAUGUCCGCGACAAUCCAUCUGGAUUUAACGAAACUGAAUAUAUGUUUUAAUGAAGUUGCUGUACAUUAUAAGAAAAGGAAGUUUGAUCACAGUGAAGAAACAUGUCAAAUGCUGACAAGAUACAGUACCUCAGAUUUGGAAGAAAUAAAUGUUUAUAUUAGUAUGAAAUACUAUGAAAUUUAUCAGUUUAACUUCAAUCUAUGUAAUAAUUGA
Schistosoma haematobium is the source of this 534-nucleotide messenger RNA. RefSeq lists its product as uncharacterized. The transcript is spliced from 9 exons. The coding region runs from base 1 to 534 and encodes 177 amino acids. The record is from RefSeq and is a predicted model, not a curated record. Lineage: Eukaryota; Metazoa; Platyhelminthes; Trematoda; Strigeidida; Schistosomatidae.